This is a messenger RNA of Brassica rapa (field mustard), 1569 nucleotides long. RefSeq names its product formate dehydrogenase, chloroplastic/mitochondrial. NCBI's taxonomy places the organism in Eukaryota, Viridiplantae, Streptophyta, Magnoliopsida, Brassicales, Brassicaceae. Gene Ontology annotation, molecular function: formate dehydrogenase (NAD+) activity; NAD binding; oxidoreductase activity, acting on the CH-OH group of donors, NAD or NADP as acceptor. Gene Ontology annotation, cellular component: mitochondrion; chloroplast. The record is from RefSeq and is a predicted model, not a curated record.
UAGUACAAUAUGGCUCGAUAGCCGUCGGUUAUAUCUUCUUUGCCACGUGUCACGUUGUAGCUGGGUUGGACAAAGGGACGAUUUGGUUUUGGUUCAUCAGGUGCGUGAACUUUCAUCAACUAAGUGUAUAUAAGUAGUUGUCUCUUCUCCUUCCCAUUAGUAAGUCUACCAAGGAAGUAACCAAAUUGAUAAUAAACUCUCUUUUAUCUCUUCAGCUGUUCUAUUGAGAAUGAUGGCCAUGAGACGUUUCACCGGGGCGGCGAUCAGGGCCUGUUCUUCCUCUUCGUCUUCUGGCUACUUUGCUCGCCACCUUCAUGCUUCUUCUGGUGAGAGCAAAAAGAUUGUUGGAGUUUUCUACAAAGCCAAUGAAUACGCUUCCAAGAACCCUAACUUCCUCGGCUGCGUCGAGAACUCCUUAGGAAUCCGCAACUGGCUCGAAUCACAAGGACAUCAGUACAUUGUCACUGACGACAAAGAAGGUCUAGACUGUGAACUUGAGAAGCACAUCCCGGAUCUUCAUGUCUUGAUAUCCACCCCAUUUCACCCGGCUUACGUGACUGCGGAAAGGAUCAAGAAAGCCAAGAACCUCCAGCUUCUCCUCACUGCUGGUAUUGGAUCCGACCACAUCGACCUACAAGCAGCUGCAGCUGCUGGCCUGACGGUGGCUGAAGUCACAGGAAGCAACGUGGUCUCUGUGGCAGAAGAUGAGCUGAUGAGAAUCCUGAUCCUCAUGCGCAACUUUGUACCAGGGUACAACCAGGUCGUCAAUGGAGAGUGGAACGUUGCGGGGAUUGCGUAUAGAGCGUAUGAUCUGGAAGGGAAGACGAUAGGAACCGUAGGAGCUGGAAGAAUCGGGAAGCUUUUGUUGCAAAGGUUAAAACCGUUCGGGUGCAACUUAUUGUACCAUGACAGGCUUCAGAUGGAGCCUGAGCUGGAGAAAGAGAUUGGUGCUAACUACGUUGAGAACUUGAAUGAAAUGCUUCCUAAGUGUGAUGUUGUGGUUCUCAACAUGCCUCUCACGGAGAAGACAAGAGGAAUGUUCAACAAAGAGAUGAUAGCGAAAAUGAAGAAAGGAGUUUUGAUAGUGAACAAUGCAAGAGGAGCCAUCAUGGACAGGCAAGCUGUGGUGGAAGCGAUGGAGAGUGGACAGAUCGGAGGGUAUAGCGGAGACGUUUGGGACCCACAGCCAGCACCUAAGGACCAUCCAUGGCGUUACAUGCCUAACCAAGCCAUGACCCCUCACAUCUCUGGCACCACCAUGGAUGCACAGAUACGUUAUGCGGCGGGGACUAAAGACAUGUUGGAGAAGUACUUCAAGGGAGAAGACUUCCCUGCUCAGAAUUACAUUGUCAAGGAUGGUGUGAUUGCUCCUCAGUACAUGUGAGCAGUUUUUUUCAAGUCUUGUAAGCUGUAUCCAAAGGACAAAAGCUUACAAUGAACCAAAUAAAUUCUCAAUAAGUUGUCCCUUUUUCCAUUUGAAAAAAAAUUGUAAUAAGACAUGUAAUGUAACGUACGUUAUGAUUUCAUGACAUAUGUUCUUAUAUAUGACAGUGCUUAUUAUAUUUGAUC